AUGGAGUUUGAUGAAGUUGCAGUUUAUUUCUCUGAGGAAGAGUGGGUUUGUUUAACUGAAGAACAAAAAAAACUUUAUAAGGAUGUGAUGAUAGAGAAUUACCAGAUCCUGAGGUCUCUAGGAUACACUCAUGUGAAACCUUUACUUGUUAAAAAGCUUGAGUGCAGAGAGGAGCCGUAUAUGAACAGUCUUCCAUUUACCAAUGAUACAUUCACAGACGGUAACAAUCCCAGUCAUGAUCAGAAUGCUGAUGCUUUAUUUAACGUUGUUCAGAAUCAAAGUAGUAAUAUGGAAUAUGUAUGUUUGAAAUGUGGGAAGUGUUUUACUAAUAUAACAAGCCUUAUUAGGCAUCAGAAAAUCCACACAGAAGAGAAAGCAUUUUCAUGUUCUGAAUGUGGCAGAUGUUUUACUCGAAAAGCACAACUCAUUACUCAUCAGGUAACACAUACUGGCGAAAAAGCAUUUUCAUGUAUGGAUUGUGGGAAAUGUUUUACUCGGAAAUCAAAUCUAAUUACUCAUCAGAAAAUUCAUACGGGAGAGUGUUUAUUUUCAUGUUCUGAAUGUGGAAAAUAUUUUACUCAUCAACAAGCGCUUACUCGCCAUCAAAAAGUUCAUCAAAAAAUGCGUACAGAAGAGAAAGCAUUUUCUUGUUUUGAAUGUGGGAAAUGUUUUGUUCAUCUACAAGCCCUUAUGAGUCAUCGGAAACUUCAUACGGGUGAAAAACCAUUUUUUUGUUCUGAAUGUGGGAAAUUUUUUAGGCAAAAGGCACAUCUCAUUAACCACCAGAGUGUUCAUACAGGAAAGAAAGCAUUUUCAUGUGCUGAAUGUGGAAAAUGUUUUACUCAACUACCAACUCUUAUAUCUCAUCGAAAAAUUCAUACAGGAGUGAGACCAUUUUCAUGUUCUGAAUGUGGGAAGUGGUUUACUCGGAAAACACAUCUUAUUGCUCAUCAGACAAUUCAUUCAGGAGAGAAAACAUUUUCAUGUUCCGAAUGUGGGAAAUGGUUUUCUCGGAAAUCAAGUCUUAUUAGUCAUCAGAAAAUUCAUAUAGUAAACAAAGCAUUUUCAUGUUCUGAGUGUGGGAAAAGUUUUGCCUGGAAAUCAGAUCUUAGUAAUCACCUGCAAAUGCAUACAGUAGAGAGAGGAUUUUCAUGUUCUGAGUGUGGGAAAUGUUUUGCCUGGAAAUAUGAUCUUAGUAAACACAAGAAAAUUCAUACAGAAGAGAAAGCAUUUACAUGUUCUGUCUGUGGGAAAUGUUUUGCUUGGAAAUCAUAUCUUAGGAAACACCAGCAAACUCAUACAGGAGAGAAACCAUUUUCAUGUUCUAAGUGUGAGAAAUGUUUUGCUUGGAAAUCAGAUCUUAGUAAACACCUGAAAAUGCAUGCAGGAGAGAGAGGAUUUUCAUGCUCUGAGUGUGGGAAAUGUUUUUUUGGGAAAUCAGAUCUUAGGAAACACCAGAAAAUUCAUACAAGAGAGAAAGUAUUUUUGUGUUCAAAGUGUGGGAAAUCGUUUGCCUUGAAAUCUGAUCUUCGUAAUCAUUUAAAAACGCAUACAGGAGAGAAAGCGUUUUCAUGUUCUGAGUGCGGGAAAUGUUUUGCUUUGAAAUCAUCUCUUAGUAAUCACCUGAAAAUACAUACUGGAGAAAAAACAUUUUCAUGUUCAAAAUGUGGGAAAUAUUUUGCCAGGAAAUCAUCUCUUAGUAAACACCAGAAAUCUCAUAGAAGAGAUAAAGCAUCUUGAUCUUCUGAGUGUAAGAAAUGUUUUACUGGGAAAUUGAUUGUUAGUAGUUUACUUUUCAGGAUCUAGGAAAUGUUGUUACCAAGAUAUAUAUUUUUGUUACUUAUUAGAGAAUUCACAAAUAAUUUAUGUUGAUAUUCAAUUAAAACUAUACUUCAGAGAACACGUGAUAGCUAUCACUUUCCUAAUUAUUGCCAAUUGAGCAUCCUACACUCAUUGACUAUGGGAGUCUAACUCAAAUAGGUAUGCUCUAAUGUUAAAUAAUUUUAUAUACCAUAGAUGAUAGCUAGUGUACUAGCUAAUCAAGUGCAAGGUUCUGGCUGUUUAUUAUUUGCUGUCUGACUUCCUUACAUGUCUUUCUUUUCUUUUUUUGGUUAAUAUAAUCAGUUUUAUUGAUCAAUUGUAAAAGUACAACACUGUACUUUUACAGCGACAUAAAGCGCUGUCAAUUAAAAAUGCUUAAGAAGAA
Molecule: messenger RNA, 2206 nt
Organism: Bombina bombina (fire-bellied toad)
Lineage: Eukaryota; Metazoa; Chordata; Amphibia; Anura; Bombinatoridae
Product: gastrula zinc finger protein XlCGF26.1-like
Exons: 3
Coding region: 1-1740 (579 amino acids)
Biological process (GO): regulation of immune system process; regulation of cytokine production; negative regulation of transcription by RNA polymerase II
Source: RefSeq, a predicted model, not a curated record